Molecule: messenger RNA, 1630 nt
Organism: Brachypodium distachyon (stiff brome)
Lineage: Eukaryota; Viridiplantae; Streptophyta; Magnoliopsida; Poales; Poaceae
Product: F-box/LRR-repeat protein At4g14103
Exons: 4
Coding region: 193-1464 (423 amino acids)
Molecular function (GO): protein binding
Source: RefSeq, a predicted model, not a curated record
AAGUCCCGUUACAGUUUCUGUUACGCAGGAAAUCGUGGCAGCGAGAUUACCGGGCAUCCGCUCUGGGCUUCCGCCGGCUUCAGGUUUUCCUCAAACCAAGCAGCGAGGCGACGAGACUCAGCACGGAGGCGAUCGAGUAUUACGGUUCCGGAUGAUCUCGUUCGCUUAGACGCCCACCAUCUGCUCGACGCAAUGCCUCCGGUGUUCCGCGGCGGGGUCGGGCCGAGGCGCUGCUUCGCGCGAGACCCCGCGAAGAGGACGGCCAUGCCAGCAGAGGCCUCAGAGCUCGACAGGUUAAGCGCGCUCCCCGACGACCUGCUGCAGCACGUCCUGGGCUUCCUGGACACACGGCAGGCCGUGGGCCAAUUAAGCCUCCUGUCUCGCCGGUGGCGGCACUUGUGGGCGUCCAUGCCCCGCGUCAUCCUUGACGGCUCCGUCUCCGAGAGGUUCGGGAGCGCGCUGCUCCUCCUGCGCGAGUACGCCAAGCUGCACGCCUUCAGCCUUGGCAGCUCCUUAGCGAGCCAAUUCGCGUACCAGCGCUGUUGGCUGCGCCAUGCCGUGAGCAAGGGCAUCCGCGUGCUCCACAUCACCCUCGGCAGCGCCUGCUGUUUCCAUCUGCCCGACUGCGUGUUCAACUGCGCGACACUCGAGGAGAUGGUCCUGUCGUCGAUGGUUCCGGAGGACAUCGCGCCCAGGUCUGUCUGCCUCCCACGCCUCAAGAAACUGCGCCUUGACAACGCGCGUCUGCUCGAUUCGUCUGUGGUCUGGAGUCUCAACUCCGGGUGCCCAGCAAUUGAAGAACUGGAUUUGGACCGGUGCUCGCUCCAUCGAUUCUGGAUAUCUUCUGACACUGUCAAGACAUUGUCCGUGACCGCCUGCAUUUACAAGGAGAUACAUGUUUCUGCCCCUAAUGUAGUUUCCCUGAGGUUAACUGUUGCAGGAAGAGUUCAGCUGGAUGCCAUGCCUUCCCUGUCGAGGGCUUGGGUGAAUAUUUCUGGUGAUCGAGCAAAUCACCUUGCUCCGGAUGAACAUGGUUUUCUUGGUGCUCUUUCUAGUGCGCAGCAUCUUGAGCUAUUUAGAUUUGAUUCGCUUCUCCAGGACAUGAUGGAGAAUCCAGCUACUGAAGGUCCAAAUUUUGGCAAACUGAAGAGCUUGUAUCUUGGAGAAUGGUUGGUCGCUGAUUUCUACCAGCCAUUUGCUUCUUUUCUUAACCAUGCUCCUUAUUUGGCCUCUCUUACUUUGGAUACAUGGAAGGUGUGUGAAGAAAUUGCUGGGAAGGUACCUCGUCUAGUGGCCAUGCCGAAGGAACGGAAUGACAAAUUGAGACUGGCAUCUGCAUCCACAGGCCUUGAGAUGCUCCGCCUCAGAAUCUCGAAAGGUCGCGACGCUGCAGAGUUCAGCAAAAUGCGAAGGCUGUUGAAGGAGAAGACAAAGCCUAAAGAGAUGGAGGUCAUAUGGUUUUAGCCUGCUCGUUUCUUCUGGACUCUGGAGUAUGAUGAUGGCAUUUUUAGUUUUUCGUAUCAGAGACUAUAUAUGUUCUACCAUUCGUACACUCCUACACCAUGCUACUAGCAUGGUGAUUAUUGAACCUUUGAUAUAUUAUUACGACCGGUGAGGAUGGGGAUGUAGA